CGCCUUUUUCGAAGACAAAAAAAAGGUAAACAAACUCCAAGAAUUGUGCCAAAUGUUAGCAUUUUUGUAUAUUAUCAAGAAGACAAGAUGACUUUUGAAUUUUUUAUUCCGAUGAACCAUGAUGGUUUGUUGACAAAAACUAAUGUCAAUCAGUAUGUUGUAGAAGAAGUUCUUCCACUGCGUCUUAUACCAGGAGCUGUACAAGAUUUUAAAUUUGCUGUCAGAAGUGAUCACUUUGCUAUUUUAGCACAUUUUGAUACAGCAUUCAGCGUUCUUUGUUUACAGAGGGAUGUAGACAGUUCAAUAAAAGAUGAAGUAUGGGAUUUACUUAUUAGAGUUGGUCAGAGUGUUACUAAUCAGGUAUCUAAUGCUCUAGAAGAUCCAGAUCUUACGCAUGAUGACAGAUUACAGAAUUUAAACGCUCUUAAAAUGACCUGUUAUAUGAUUUGUCAGUUUAUUGACAUGUUUGAAGCUGAAGAUACUAAACCAGUAAUACAACUUAAUGUAGGAAAGGGUCGAGGGAAACAAAGAAAGGCAACUAUUAGUAAAUCUGGAAGAGAUUGGGAGAUGGAGAAACGUAGAGGAAUACAAACAUUAUUAAAUCUUUUACAACGUAAUCUUAACAGACUGUGGGAUCCACCUGUAGCGGAGGAAGAAUUUAUAAACCUUGUUAGUAACUGUUGUUACCGUUUGUUAGAGAAUCCUGGUAUUGCUAAAACUAAAGAAACUAGAGAUGUUAUAUCUAAUCUACUUGGUGUUCUUGUUAAGAAAUAUAAUCAUGGUCUAGGUGCCAGUUUAAAGAUAAUGCAGUUAUUACAACAUUUUGAACAUUUAGUGGUACCAUUAGUUCAGACAUUAGAGAUAUUUGUGAAUCAGUAUCAAGAUAAAACAAUUGUUAGUGAAAUGAUGAGAGAAAUUGGUAGAAUGGAUACUAGAGAUGUUGUUAAAGAUUCUAGUGGAACCCGAGUUUUAGCUCAAUUUUUAGUUGAAUUAGCUCAACAGUUACCAGCUGUUAUGCUCCCUAGUAUCAGUGUACUUGUUUGUCAUUUAGACGGAGAGUCUUAUACAUUACGAAAUGGAGUACUUGGAGUGAUGGGUGAGAUGUUAAUUAAAGUUUUAAGUCAAGAAGAUUUAGAAGAUAAAUUAAAACCAACUAGGGAAAGUUUCUUGGAUAAGUUAGAGGACCAUAUUCAUGAUGUCAAUGCUUUUGUGAGAAGUCGAGUUUUGCAGAUCUGGUUAAAUAUUGUCAAUGAAAAGUGUUUACCAUUACCAAGACAAGAGAACUUAGUUAAUCUAAUACUGGGUCGAUUACAAGAUAAAUCUUCAUCAGUUAGAAAAUAUGCUAUACAACUUAUGAUAGCUUUAAUGAAAAACAAUCCAUUUGCUUCUAAGUUACCUGUGGAAGAAUUACAAGCUAGUUAUGAGAAAGAAAAAGAAAAACUGAAAGAUAUGACACCUGAAGAACCUGAUAUUAACACUAUAAUGAUAGAAUUAGAAGCCUGUUGGACAGCUGUAGAGAAAAAAAUACGAGCAGAAUUAAAAGACAAAGAAAAUGACGAUGAAUCAGAUGAAACAAAUGCAGAAGAUGAAAUAAGUCUUGAUCAAAUGUUAGAGAAUAUUUAUAAAGAACUUGUAGAAGAGAGAUAUUCAUCAUGUUAUGAUAUGAUCAAAACAGCUAAUACAAAAUGGCCAGACGAAGUUGUUUUCCAAUACCUUGGUGAGAGUGAAGAAACAGAGAAAGAUGGUGAAGAAGGUGAAGAAGACGAAAAAAUGAAUGAAGAGAAAGAUGAAAAUAAAACUGUGUUAGAUGGUAUCAUUAAUUGUCUUAAAGAUAUUUAUUUGGUACAGAAGAGAGCUGCUGUAUCAACAUCUGAUCCUGCUAGUCAACAGAAUACCUCACUGGUUAAUGAAGUAGCUAAACAGCAAGUUCUUGUACAAUAUCUAAAGGAUUCUACAACAUUUGCUAAUCAGAUACAACAAGGUGUACCUAUUAUAUGUCAGUUACUAGGAUCUAAAACUACUAGUGAUGUAUUUGAAGCUAUAGAGUUUUUUGUGACAGGUUUUGAGUUUGGUGUAGCUGCUACUAUGAUGGGUAUACGUAGAAUGCUAGUAUUAAUAUGGUCUAGUGAACAGACUAUUAAAGAUGCUGUUGUUGGAGCAUAUAAACGAUUAUAUCUUAAUCCACAAGCAGGUGGUAAUCAGAGGACUGUUGCAUUAGCUAUAGUAAAGAACCUAACGGCUCUACUAUAUGGUGCUAGUCUUGGAGAUAUUACAUCAUUUGAAGCUUUGAUUCAGCAGUUCGUAAAUGGUGAUGAUAUUGGACAGAAUGUAGUACAGAUAUUAUGGGAGAAAUUUAUACCUAAAAUACCCAACACUUCUAUAGAAGAUAGUAGAGCAGCCUUAUUAUUGUUAUCUAUGAUUGGAGGAGCUAAACCCGAGAUUAUAAAGAGUAAUAUAGAUGUAUUAGUUAGUGAAGGAUUAGGUAAAAGAGCUGAAACAGAUUUAUUACUAGCACAGAUAACUUGUAGAACAUUACUUAAACUUGCUGCUAGUAAAAAGACAAAAGGAGAAGUAGCAGCAGAACCAUAUAAGUUUUCUGAAAACCAUGAAAUGUUUACAAGAUUGUCCUAUUUACUAGUUAAUGCCGUAACUAAUACUGAAACUAGAGUAUGGGUACCUUUUGGUGAACAGGCUAUAAAUGUUAUCUAUAAACUAAGUGAACAACCAGAUACCAUAUCAGGGGAAAUUAUCAAAAAAUUAGCCCAAGAAGUUGGUAAAGCAUGUCAAAUAGGACAGUCUCCAGGUGAAUCUCAUAUAGAAGGUUCACAGGAAAAGUCAGCAUCACUAUCUAAUGUAACAUUGACAAGAUUACUGUCCAUAAGCGGCCAUGUAGCUUUACGCCAAUUAGUACACCUUGAUAACUCUGUUUUUGGUGAAAUGAAGAGAAGAAGAGCUAUACAAGAAGAUAAAAAAGAAAAAGAACAAAAUAAAACUAAGCCUAGAUCAUCAAGUGUUGCCAGCACUAUGUCCAAAAUAAAGGAAGAAGACACAGGAGAAGGUAUAGAAGAUGAACUAGGUUUGGCUGGAGCAGCAGCAGAAGAUGCAGAAGCUGAAUAUAUUCGUAAAAUCUGUGAAACAGAUGUUGUUACUGGAGAGAAUUUACUGAGUGCUUUACAUCAGCUGAUUGUGGUUGUUUGUACAAAUUCUACUAAAUAUCCUGAUACAGAACUACGUACAGCAGCUACUCUAGCUCUAGCUAAAUUUACUAUGGUCAGUUCAGAAUUUUGUGAUGCCCAUCUUCAGCUGUUAUUUACUAUACUAGAGAAAUCACCCAAUCCAGCUAUUAGAGCUAAUACUAUUAUAGCUUUAGGUGAUCUUAGCUUUAGAUUUCCUAAUCUUAUAGAACCUUGGACACCACAUCUGUAUGGAAGACUGCGAGAUCAGUCACCACAAGUUAGAAAGAACACUCUACAAGUUUUAACACAUCUCAUCCUUAAUGACAUGGUAAAGGUUAAAGGUCAAAUCAGUGAAUUAGGAACAUGUAUUAUAGAUCAUGAUGAAAGAAUUGCAAAUCUUGCCAAACUGUUCUGGCUAGAAUUAUCUAAAAAGGGUAAUGCUGUUUAUAAUGUAAUGCCAGAUGUUAUCAGUAGACUAUCAGAUCCUGAUAUAGGUGUUGAUGAAGAUUGUUUUAGAACUAUAAUGAAAUAUUUGUUUGGGUUUGUACAGAAAGAUAAACAUUGUGAAAGUUUAGUUGAAAAAAUCUGUCACCGAUACAGAGCCACAAGAGUUGAUCGUCAGUGGCGAGAUCUGUCAUACUGUUUAUCUCUGUUAUCGUAUAAUGAGAAGAGUCUCAGAAAGUUACAAGAAAAUCUCCAGUGUUUUGCAGAUAAGUUGGUGGAUGAUGAAGUCUACAGUUGUUUCUGUUCAAUUAUCAAUAAAUCUCGUAGUUUUGUUAAACCAGAGGCAAAGAUGAUGAUUGAUGAAUUAGAAGAAAAAUUUGAAAAAUGUCAUAAAAAGGGUUUAGAAGAUGAAGAAAUAUCACAAAAAGCCAGUUCUGCUUCAGAUGCUGCCACAAAACAUAAAAAUAAACAUAGAACACCUGGUCGUGGUACAACAACACCUGGUCGACGUAGAGGUGGUAAAGAAAAUAAAGAUGAUAUAGAUAGCCCUAUAGAUGGUAGAAAAACUAGAACAAAGGGUAGAAAACCCAAACCUAAAGUAUCUUUUAGUUCGGACGAAGAGAGCGAUGUGGAAUUAUUUGAUGUUGAUAAUAAAGGAUCAGGAGAUGAAAAUAUUGAUGAAAUUUUUUCACCCAAACCCAGUUCAACUCGAAAAACACGAAAUGGUAGAACAUCACUAGGAACACGUAAUUCAUCUCGAUCUAUGGCUACAGAAUAACAUUAUAACUGUUAUCAUUAUAUAUAUAUAUUACAUGUUUCUCAUUACUUUAUUCAUGCAGUAAUUAGGUUCAUUAUAAUUGUAAAUUAAAUUAUAUUAAACACUAUUGACACCAGAAGCCACUUAAUUUGUUUGAGUGUUGGACCACAGCCCUUCAGAUGGCUUAAUAUUACUUAAUAAGUUAUAACAUUUUUUAAGUAAAAAAAAAAAAGUUGUGAUCCCAUAAUCCUCACAGGCUUUCUGGAGCUAGGGGUCAAUUUUCUAGCGAAAGACUUGAUAUAUGCUGAUUUAAUUUGUAAAUACUUAUUUAUAUGUUUUGAUAUUAUGAUGUUAACAAUAUAAAUUGCCAGCAGACUUUCCAAUAUAUACUUGUUCUAUUUGUACAUUAAACAUCUGAUUACUGUAAACUGGCCAUUAAAUUUCAAAGUAUAUGAAUUCAUGUAGAUCUGAUUUUUAUAAAAUGAACUGUUUAUAUUAACUAUUGUAAUAUAUUCAUUGUCAACUUUAU
Molecule: messenger RNA, 4906 nt
Organism: Patella vulgata (common limpet)
Lineage: Eukaryota; Metazoa; Mollusca; Gastropoda; Patellidae
Product: condensin complex subunit 1
Exons: 34
Coding region: 88-4398 (1436 amino acids)
Biological process (GO): meiotic chromosome condensation; mitotic chromosome condensation; mitotic cell cycle
Cellular component (GO): condensed chromosome, centromeric region; nucleus
Molecular function (GO): histone binding
Source: RefSeq, a predicted model, not a curated record